UAGUCAACCACCCACUGCAGGAGACUGGGGGAUGUUAUACUGCCCUGGAUACAAAUCAUCGUUGUAGGAAUAUUGACCAAACAUAAAUUUGUUGAAUCUCAACAGCAAAGAUUGGAUCAUCUUUCGGACUGUAAAACUUUGUUAAAGUUUUCAUCCACAUGUUUCAGCGCCUGUUUUACCAGAAAGUGUCUGAAGACUCAAGGAACUAGUAAUGGACCAGAACCUGUUUGGAGGGGCCCCCAGGUUUCUCACGCGGCCCAAGGCCUUCGCAGUGUGCGUGGGAAAGGAUGCCACCUUGAGCUGCACCAUUGUGGGCAACCCCACCCCACUGAUUACCUGGGAAAAGGAGAAGCUACGUCUGACCUCUGGGGGCCGCUUCAAGAUGGUGGAUGAUGGUGACGUCUACCGCCUCACCAUCUACGAUCUAACCCUGGAGGACAGCGGCCAGUACAUGUGCCGGGCCAAAAACAAUGUUGGGGAAGCAUAUGCAUGCGUAACCCUUCACGUAGGCCUUCCACAGGAGAUGGUGGAGAGGGCCCCCGUCUUCAUGGUUAAGCCUACCUCCGCACGAGUAGGCCUGGGGGGCGACGUGGUCUUCCACUGCCGGGUUGCGGCUUACCCAGAGCCCAAAUUUGACUGGGAGAAGGACGGGCGUUACCUGGCCGAGACGAACCGCAUCAAGGUGACAUCGGACAGUGACAGCAGCUCUCUGAGGAUCCAGAGCGUGCGCAGCCUGGACAGCGGCACAUACACUUGCCGCGCCCAGAAUUUGGUAGGCCGCUCUAACUCCGCCGCCACCUUGGUUAUAGACACCCAGGACUCCCGUCACCUGGGCAAGGACAAGAGCACCUCCCUCCUCUCCCACCUCCAGAAGCGUAAAGAAGGGAUCUCUAUCUACUGCACUGCCGAGACCAGCAGCUCCACUUACAACUCCACCACCACUUCCUCGACCGCCACCACUAUGGUCACAGACGGGCUGAGCCUUCUGGGUCUAGACCACAGCAGCGCAGCGCUGGUCAGUCAUCUGCCCAAAGGCGUCUUCACCCGCACCUGCACAGUGACUGAAGGCAAGCACGCCAAACUCAGCUGCUUCGUGACGGGCCACCCCAAGCCUCACAUCAUCUGGAGGAAGGAUGGGGGGAACAUUGGCGAGGGACGCAGACAGAUCAUGUAUGAGGACCAGGCUGAGAACUUCAUCCUCAAGAUCCUGUACUGCAAACAGAGGGACAAUGGUCUGUACACCUGUAACGCCUCCAAUAUGGCUGGACACACCUACAGCGCCGUGCUGGUGAUAGUUAAAGAGCCCAAGGUGCCGUUCAGGAGGAAGCUGCAGGAUGUGGAGGUCCAGGAGAAGAUGACGGCCACGCUGCUGUGUGAGGUUCCCAUCUCCACCACCCAGGCCAGCUGGUUCAUGGAGGAGACGCGACUGGACGACUGCUCCAAGUACCGAAUGGAGGAGGAGGGCACCAUGCGGCGCCUCACCAUCCACAACGUCACCACCAAUGAUGAUGCCGUCUACAUCUGCGAGAUGAAGGAGGGGAGCCGCACCGUGGCCGAGCUCACUGUGCUGGGCAACAUCACUAAGAAGCUGCCCAGGAGGACUGUAGUGCCAGUGAGUGAUACAGUGAUCUUCUGCGUUGAGCUGGAGCACCCCUGUUCUGACGCCUACUGGACACGCAAUGCCGAGCGUCUGAAGCCGGACACACGCAUAUUAAUUGCGUGCACCCUCAGGCAAUACACUUUAACCAUCAGCCACUGCCAAGCUGACGACUCAGGAGAGGUGGCCUUCAUGGCUGGAGACUGCAAGACCUCCACAAGAUUCUCUGUCACAGCUGCCAGAAAGCAUCCUCCUGAUCCCCCCAUCGAUGUGGUGGUGCGCAACAAGACUGACUCAUCCAUCACCCUCCACUGGUCCCCCCCAGACAGUGACCGCCCUGUGCCCAUCAAGGGGUACAUGGUAGAGAGGAGGAAGGUGGGUGCCCAGACCUGGCAGAGGUGCAAUGGCAUGGAGAUCAGCCUCUUUACUGAGAUCACGAUCCAGAACUUCACAGAGGAGGCCAGCUACCAGUUCCGCAUUUCUGCAGUCAACAACUAUGGCCAGAGCCAAUACCUGGAGGUUCCCGGGACCUUCUACCUUGAGCCCAGUGCAGAGGUGAAAACAGGCCUGAUGAACAGCACAGCCAUCUCAGGUGAGGAGGCCUCACUCUCCGUGGAUCUGUCUUCCGUGUGCUCUGGCGUCUGGUCUAUCAACGGACGCCUCCUGCGUAGUGGUGGUGACUACCUCAUCACCCGCCAAAAGACCACACACACGCUGAUGAUCCGGACGGUCUUGAUGGAGAUGAACGGAGCCGUGGUCAAAUUUGUGGGCGGUGGCUCUGAGAGCACUUGUAUACUCAAAGUGAAGGCUCCACCUAUCCGGUUCACCAGUAAGUCUGCUCACACUGAGGUGGUGACCUGCAGCGCCCAGUCCUCCGCCCAGCUGACCACAGAGGUGUCUGAUUACCAUGCCCAGGUGGUCUGGAUGAAGAAUGGACGGGAGCUGAAGAUGGGCAAGAAGUAUGAGUGCAUAACCACUGACCACAAGAGGAUCCUGAUGGUACACAAUGUCACUGAAGAGGACACGGGAAUCUAUGAGUGUGUCCUAAACGAAGACAGAAUGUCCCUGACGCUUUCUCUAAAAGAUGAAGCAAAAUUCCUGAACAAGCCCAGGGGUCCCAUGGGGGUGGCACCUGCCCUCAGCGGGGACCUUGAGUUGAACUGUGAGGUAUCAUCUGCCAGCGGGGUGGUGGUGUGGAGGAAGGAUCAGACAGUGGUCAUUGAGGACCAAAGAACUACCAUUGUCUCCAAAGGGACACAGAGGAGACUGGUCAUCAAGAACGCCAAGAAGAGUGACGAGGGACACUACUCCUGCGAGACAGCGGAAGACAAAGUCACAUUCCAGGUCAAGAUAAAAGAAGUUCAACAGGCUGCCUUCACCAACAAGGACUCUGUACAGAAGGAAGUGAGAGCUACUCUCUCCCAGAAAGCCACUCUGAGCUGUGAGGUGUCAGAUACCAAGACAGAGGUGAAAUGGUACAAGGAUGGCAAACAGAUCAUUGCAAGUAAAACAGUUUCCAUGGAGACAAAGGGCAAGAGUCGUCAGUUGGUAGUAGACAAAAUGGAGAAAAAGGAUGCUGGAGAGUACACCUGUGAAGCUAGAGCAGAGAAGCUGGUCUUUAAAAUACAUGUGUCAGAAGCCCAACAGGCUGCCUUCACCAAUAAGGACUCUGUACAGAGAGAGGUGAAAGCUACUCUCUCCCAGAAAGCCACUCUGAGCAGUGAGGUGUCUGAUACCAAGACGGAGGUGAAAUGGUACAAGGAUGGCAAACUGCUGACUUCCAGUAAGACAGUCUCCAUGGAGACAAAGGGCAAGACUCGUCAGCUGGUGAUAGAGAAGGUAGAGAAGAAGGAUGCUGGACAGUACACCUGUGAGGUUGGAGCAGAGAAACUGGUCUAUGAGAUACAGGUGACAGAAGCCCAGGCUACCUUCUCCAGUAAGGACUCUGUACAGAGAGAGGUGAGAGCUGCUCUCUCCCAGAAAGCCACUCUGAGCUGUGAUGUGUCAGAUACCAAGACGGAGGUGAAAUGGUACAAGGAUGGCAAACUGAUGACUUCCAGUAAGACAGUCUCCAUGGUGACAAAGGGCAAGACUCGUCAGCUGGUGAUAGAGAAGGUGGAGAAGAAGGAUGCUGGAGAGUACACCUGUGAGGUUGGAGCAGAGAAACUGGUCUUUAAGAUACAUGUUACAGAAGCACAUCAGGCUGCCUUCACCAAUAAGGACUAUAUACAGAAAGAGGUGAAAGCUACUCUCUCCCAGAAAGCCACUCUGAGCUGUGAGGUAUCAGAUGCCAAGAUGGAGGUGAAAUGGUACAAAAAUGGCAAACUGCUGACUUCCAGUAAGACCGUCUCCAUGGAGACAAAGGGCAAGACUCGUCAGCUGGUGAUAGAGAAGGUGGAGAAGAAGGAUGCUGGACAGUACACCUGUGAGGUUGGAGCAGAGAAACUGGUCUAUGAGAUACAGGUGACAGAAACUCAAGCAGCUUUCACCAAUAAGGACUCUGUACAGACGGAGGUGAAAGCUACUUUCUCCCAGAAAGCCACUCUGAGCUGUGAUGUGUCUGACACCAAGACGGAGGUGAAAUGGUACAAGGAUGGCAAACUGCUGACCUCCAGUAAGACAGUCUCCAUGGAGACAAAGGGCAAGACUCGUCAGCUGGUGAUAGAGAAGGUGGAGAAGAAGGAUGCUGGAGAGUACACCUGUGAGGUUGGAGCAGAGAAGCUGGUCUUUAAGAUACAGGUGACAGAGGUCCAGGCUGUCUUCACCAACAAGGACUCUGUACAGAAGGAGGUGAAAGCUACACUCUCCCAGAAAGCCACUCUGAGCUGUGAGGUGUCUGAUACCAAGACGGAGGUGAAAUGGUACAAGGAUGGUAAGGUGCUGACUUCCAGUAAGACAGUCUCCAUGGAGACAAAGGGCAAGACUCGUCAGCUGGUGAUAGAGAAGGUGGAGAAGAAGGAUGCUGGACAGUACACCUGUGAGGUUGGAGCAGAGAAGCUGGUCUUUAAGAUACAGGUGACAGAAUCCUCUGCCAAGUUUAAAAAGACUGCCAUGAAGGAUAUAUGCAGUGUUCAAGCAAGUGAGAAGAUUGUUUUGACCACUGAGCUGACUUCGGAGAGUGCCAGUGUCAAGUGGUUCAGGGAUGGAGUAGAGUUGAAGGAAGGCACUAAAUAUGAGAUGAAGAGAGAGGGACACUCUCGUACCCUGAUUGUGAAGUCCACCGAAGUCAAAGACAGUGGCACCUACUCUUGCCACACUGAUGAUGACAAGCUUGAGUUCAAAGUUCAAGUCAAACAUACACCGCUGAAGUUUGUGGUGCAGUUGCAGCCUGUAGCCACAGAGCUGGGUGUUACGCUGACCCUGACCUGUGAACUGAACCAAGCCUCAGGGGACGUACUCUGGCGCCAAAACAGUCGUGAGGUCAAACCCGGUGGCAGGUUCUGUGUCAGCACUGACGGUGCCAAGCGGGUCCUUACCAUAACAGGAAUGACCAAAGAGGAUGAGGGAGAGUACAUCUGUGAAUGCAAAGAUGAUAAGACCUCUGCCAAGGUCUCCACCAACGCCCCCAGACUGGUGAAUCUGACUUCCAAGCUGAGCAGCAUCGCUGCAGUGGAAGGGAAGGAUGUCAUCUUCAAGUGUAGUGUCACACCAGCAGACGUCAAAGUAAAAUGGUUCAGCAACAACGUGCCAAUCACUGCUGGGCCCAAGUAUAAGAUUGAGCACGGGGCCACCAGCCACUCCCUCACCAUCACGUCAGUCAGUCAGGAGGAUGCUGGGGAGAUCCGCAUGGCAGCUGAGGGCAAAACCUGCAGCGCUACCCUCCAAGUGCAACUGGAGCCGGUGAUGUUCAAGAAGAAGCUGCAGAACGUGACGACGGUAGAGGAUCAGAAGGGAGUGAAGCUGGAGGUGGAGCUUAGUAGACCCUCUAAAGAGGUCAGGUGGAUGAAGAACAGCGUGGUGCUGCAGCCCGGAGGCAACAUGGACAUCAGGGUGGACGGGGCCAAGCAGACCCUGGUCUUCAAGAGUGUGACUACCGCUGACCGCGGCUAUUACUCCUGUGAAACUCUGGAUGACAAGACCCAGGCCAAACUCACUGUGGAUGUGCAGAAGAUUGAGGUGGUGAAGGGCCUGCUGGCCGAGGUCAAGGCCAAUGAGAAGGAGACAGUGACCCUGGAGGUGGAGCUCAGUCAAGCUGACGUGGAGGGAUCCUGGACCAGGAGCGGAGCCAAGCUCAAGGCAGGGUCCAACUGUCGCAUCACGGCCCUUGGAAAGAAGCAUGCCCUUACACUGUCCCAACUCAAGAUGGAGGACGCAGGAACAAUUGUCUUCCAAGCGGAAGGGGUCAAGUCUUCUGGCAAGCUCAUUGUUGAAGAACCUGCUGCCAUGAUCUCUAGGCCCAUGGAGGAUGUCAAAGCUCCAGAGAAGGAAAAGGCAACACUUGAGUGUGAGGUGUCCAGAACCAAUGCUGAGGUCAAGUGGUUCAAGGGUGAUACGGAACUAAAACCAGGAAAGAACUUUGGCAUCCACUCCCAGGGUCGCACACGUAGCCUCCUCAUCCAUAAAUGUUCCAAAGAGGAUGAGGGCACAUACGUUUGUCGAAUGUCUGACGACAAUACAUCAGCCAAACUCACUGUACAUGCCCGAGACAUUAAGAUAGUGAAGAAGCUGGAGGAUGUGGAGGUGAUGGAGAAGGAGAGUGCGUCAUUCAUGUGUGAGAUCUCUCACGAUGAUGUGGCCUGCCAGUGGUUCAAAGGAGACACCAAACUCAAAGUCGGUGACAACAUCAAGAUGAGACAAGAGGGUAAAAUCUAUGUGCUACUGAUUAAAUCGGUGACACCAGAAGACGUGGCGGAGAUUAAAUUCACAGCUGAAAAGGCCUCUUCAACAGCCAAACUGACAGUGAAAGGCAAAGCCCAAUCUGUGUCACGGGAGCUGCAGAGCGUCAGCGUUGUCUCAGGGGAGGAUGCUGUGUUCACCUGUGAGGUCACACAGACCAGCGCCACUGUCCAGUGGGCCAAAGAUGGGAAGGACAUCCGGAAGAGUGAGAAGUAUAACAUCAGCAAAGAGGAGGGGGUCAUGAAGUUGACCGUCCGCAGCGUCACUGUCCAGGACUCUGGAGAAUAUAGUUGUGAGGUCAUCGGAGGAGCCACUACCAAGGCCAAGCUGGUGAUCAAAGAGCCAGUCCACAAGUUCACCAAGGAGCUGAAGGACAGUGAGGCGGAAGAAAAGGGCUCAGUGACUCUACAGUGUGAGACGGCCCAGCCUGCCUCCAAGGCCACCUGGUCCAAGGGAGGCAUAGAGCUCAAGGCCGGGGGACGCUGCGAGAUGACCCAAAAGGAGACCGUUCUCACACUUACCAUUAAACAGCUGGAGGAGAAAGACAGCGGAACUUACACCUGUGACGUGGGCACCGCCAAGAUGACGGCUAAGGUGACAGUCAAAGGGGCCCCUGUGGUGUUCAAGAAGGAGCUGGAGAGCCAGGAAGCAGUUGAGGGGGGCAGUGUCUCCCUGACCUGUGAGAUCAGUGCUGAGGGCAAGGUGACCUGGAGAAGGGGCUCCGUGCUCCUCACCCAGGGGGAGAAGUAUUCCAUGGAGCACACAGGUUCUACCUACAUCCUGAUGGUUCACAAGCUGAAGGUCGCGGAUGCUGGAGAGUACACCUGCGAUACUGGGGAUAAGCAGAGCACGGCCACCCUGACAGUCAAAGAGUCUGUACGCAUCACUCGGGAGCUGCACGACAUCACAGUGACCACCGGGCAGGAUGCUGUCUUUGUGUGUGAGUUGUCCCAGGAGGGCGUAACCAAUGGAGAGUGGUGGCUAGGGGAUAACCUCCUCCAGAACAACGACCUGAACCAGAUGACCUUCCAGGGCCGGGUGCACCGGCUGACACUGCAGAUGGUCACCACUGAUGAGUCAGGGGACGUGGCGUUUGUGGUGGGCGAAGAGAAGACCGUCGCCUGCCUACUGGUGGAAGAGAAGCCCAAAGUCUUAAUCCUAGAGAAGCCUCAUGACACAGUGGCCCUGGAGGGUGAGACAGUCACCCUGUCCUGCACCGUCUCCGACCCCACGGCCACUAUCAACUGGAGCAGGAAUGAUGUUGCAAUCAAAGCAGGCCUCAAGUACGACCUGCGGAAGAAUGGCGCUCUCAUGCAGCUCCGUAUCCACAACCUGGACAUGGAGGACUCUGGAACUUACUGCUGCGAUACCGGGGAUGCACAGUCCACCGUCACAUUGACUGUGGAAGGUGCCCCGGCAUUCUUCCAGAAGGAGCUGAAGAACAAGGAAGCCCAGGAAGGCGAUGAUAUCACUCUGCGCUGUGAGCUCUCCAAGGCGUGCACUCAAGUCGAAUGGAGGAAGGGAGGCAUGGUCCUCCAGGCUGGUAAGAAGUAUGAGAUGAGGCAGGAGGGCUGCGUUCAGGAGCUCCGCAUUCGUAACCUGGAGCCAGAGGACAAUGGCUACUACACCUGCGAUGCUGGAGACCAGCUCACCACGGCGUCGGUGGCAGUGCAAGAGGCAGAAGUCCUCAUAGUGUGUGGUCUAAAGAGCACCGAUGUCUUUUUGGGCGAGUGGGCCACCUUCUCCUGCCAGCUGUCCCGCGGUGUGAGGCCCGGGGAGGUGCAGUGGUGGCUGGACGGGACCCUUCUCCAGGACAGCCCCUCCAGCGAGAUAGGGCUGAGCCAGGGCCACGUCCACACCCUCACCCUAAAGGACCUGGCCCCGGACGCCUCGGGCACCGUCACGUUCAAAGCCUGCAGCCUGGUGUCCUACGCCAAGCUCUUAGUUAAAGACCCCACAGUAGAGGUGGUGAGCGAGAUGCAGGACCUGCGGGUGGCUGAGGACAAGCCGGCUGAGUUCAUCUGCCAGUACUCCCGGCCGGUCCAGGCCCAGUGGAAGAGAGACGGUCGGCCAUUGCAGCCUGACGGCCAGAGGGUGGUAGUGGAGCAGGACUGGACCGUGGCUCGCUUGUACAUUAGCCACGUGUCCACUGAGGACAGGGGGAGAUACUCCUGUGAGGCAGAGGGGACCUGUGUGGUUGCCUUACUGGAGGUGGAAGCCAAAUCCAUUGAAAUCCUACAAGGCUUGGAGAACAUGGACACCAUUGACGGCGGGGAGGCCCUAUUCGAGUGCUCUAUCUCUCGUUGCGAGAUCAAAGACUGCCGCUGGCUGAUCGGGGGCAAGCCGGUGAAGGAGUCGCCCACCACGGAGAUCGUGUCCUUCGAAAGUGGACGCCGCCACCUCUUGCUGCUCAAGGAUCUGCACGUUGGAGACAGCUGCAAAGUUACUUUCCAAGCCGGCACCGCAACAACCUCCGCCAUGCUCAACGUCAAAGGCUGGCAGCUGGAUGUGGUGAGUGGUCUGGAGGACAAGGUAGCUGUGGUGGGAGAGACUCUCGAGUUCAGCUGCAUGCUGACUGAGCCUGUGCCUGAGGCGGAGGUAGCCUGGUACUCUAACGGAGCCGAGCUAAAGGCUGAUGACACCUGGGGCAUGAGGGCUGACGGCUGCUCCUACCACCUGGUGCUUAGACAGGCACCAGCCAUGCCACCACAGGAGAUCACCUUCGCUGCCAGGGACGCCAUCUCCAUGGCCAAGCUCACCAUCAUCACUGUUCCUGACCCCCCGGAGGACCCAGAGCUGGUCAGUAAGAGUAAGCAGGCGGUGACCCUGUCUUGGUUCACACCCCUCAGCAACGGAGGCAGCCCUAUUUUGGGCUACAGGGUGGAGAUGAGGCUGGCGGACAGUGUCCUCUGGCUGCCGUGCCAUGCAGAGCCUGUGUGUAACACAGAGUUCUCUGUGGAUAACCUCAUCCCAGGGAGCGGCUACAGGUUCAGGGUGGCAGCCAUCAAUAGAGCUGGGACAGGAGAACCUGUCCAGCUGCCUCAGAGCGUUCAGCUGGAGGCUCCAGUGACAGUGACCCAACAGUUGGCCUGUCCAGACCUGCAGGAGGGUAAGAUGGCCCGUGUGGAGUGUGACCUCUCUGCUGAGGGCAGCUCGGUCACCUGGCUCAAAGACAACAAGGAGCUGGAGUAUGGAGUAAAAUACCAGGUCACCACAGAGGGCAAGACACAAGUGCUGCUGAUCAAAGACUUUGAGUCUGCUGACCAGGGUGUGUACACCUGUGUGGCCUCAGACGAGGCAGAAAGCUCCCUUAAUCUCAACCUACCAAAAGGUGGAGAUGGGGUUCAGUUGGAGGAGGGGGCCCAGCCCAGCCUGCCUCCUGAGGCUGCCUCCGAGGGUGAUGUCCAUGCACUGUGGGAGGACCUGGCCAAGAAACGCCGCAUGAGCCGAGAGCCCACCCUUGACUCCAUCUCUGAGCUGCCUGAUGAGGAGGACAAGGAGCCCAAGACACCCAAGGGACCAGUCAAGGAGAAGAAAGCCCCGGAGAAGGUGGGGAUGAAAGCCCUGGAGAAUGAGAAAGUUGAUGUGAAAGCCCCGGAGAAGGAGAAGGUGAAGGUGAAAGCACCAGAGAAACAGAAGGUGAAAGAAAAGGAAAAGGUCGUAGAGCAUGUCAUCGUCCCUAAGAAGAAGGUGUUGGAGCCAAACUUGUACACCAGCUCUGAGGAUGAGUCCAGGCCUCCAACACUGGUUUCCUACCUGAAGAAGAGCAGCAAGUCCUCCCUCUCUGUGUGUGACCAGACAGAGUCCAUCUCCACUGAGAAGUUCUACGCACAGUUCAAGUUGAAAGAGGAGACCACAGUCCAACAGACUUCAUCUUCAGUACAGCAGAUCACAGCACAGACCACAGACGAGGAGGACGAAGAAAAGGGGCUGCUGGAUGCUGCUGUAAAGAUCCAGGCUGCCUUCAAGGGGUACAAAGCCCGCAAGGACAUGCGUCCAGUCUUCAAGGACGUCUUCAAGGACCAGACCAAGGAACCCAAUGGCACCAUCCACCUGGAGUGUGUGGCGGAGGGCAAGCCAGAGAAGGUGCGCUGGCUGAAGGAUGGGGAGCACCUGGCGGACGGCAAGCACCACCACAUUGACAUCUACAACGAUGGCACCUGCUCUCUGGUAAUCACCGCCGUAACCACCAAGGACACGGGCGUCUACACCUGUGAGGUCACCAACAAGUUUGGGGUGACCACCCACAGCGGCAAGGUGACGGUGGGCUCGGCGCGGGAGGCAUCUGGAAGGAGGCCCCUGACCAUGGGCUACAGUGCCGACAGCGAGGCGGAGAGCUCGUCGGCAGAAAGCGAGAUGGACGAGUCUCUGAGGCAGGCUAGCAAACGGCUGCGCCGCCUCCUCCGCACACGCCUGCCGGCCACGUCGGAGGAGGAGUCGUUCGUCAGCUGUGAUGAUGAGGCUGAGCUGCAGGCCCCCGACCCCAAAUCGUACCGCGAGGACGAGCGAUACAUCUACAUCCGCUUCGACAAGCGGUCUGAGGCCCAGGUGGCGUCUCAGCGCUUCAAAGAGAUGUUCACGGCCCAGGGGGUCCCUGUGGAGACCACCAUCCAGGAGGCUGGACCUCUCAAAGUGGAGCUGCGCAUCAUGAAGAUGGGAUACACUCAAGAUGGCUCUGCAACACCCACACAGGAGAAGCAGCUGCCUGCGUUCAUGACAGGAGCCCCCGCUGCCCCAGUCUUCCUGACUGAACUCCAGAGCCAGGACGUGCCAGACGGUUACCCGGUCAGCUUUGACUGCGUGGUGAUUGGGAAGCCUCCACCCAGUGUGCGUUGGUUCAAGGAUGGUAAACUGCUGGAGGAGAACGACCACUACAUGAUCAACGAGGAUCAGGAGGGCUGCCACCAGCUCAUCAUUACCACCGUGCUGCCCUCUGACAUGGGCGUCUACCGCUGUAUGGCUGAGAACACCAGCGGCAUCGCUGCCACCAAGGCUGAGCUCAGGGUCGACAUGUCUUGCAGCUCAGACUACGAUACUGCAGCUGAUGCCACUGAGACCGGCUCCUAUAUCAGUGCCAAGGGUUACAUGUCUAGGGAAACGGAAGCCUUUGAGUCUGUGGUAGAGGAUGAGCAGAUGCCACAAGUACUGGAUGAACUCCAUGAUGUGCACGUCAGCCCAGGCUCACCCAUCGCUAAGAUGCAGCUGAAAGUCAAAGGGUUCCCUAGUCCAAGGGUGUACUGGUUCAAGGACGGCCACCCGCUGCGUUCCUCAGACAGGAUCCUGCUGCUGGACAAGCGAGACAUCCACAGCCUGGAAGUCCUGGAGGUGAAGAGGGAGGACACAGGAGAGUACUCUGCCUACAUCAGCAACGCUGCUGGAACAGCAUACUCCUCUGCUAGGCUGCUGGUUCUGGGUCCAGGAGAGCUCACGCCUGUAGAGAAGCACGAUCCCAAGGUGCCUCUGGUGCCGCCCCGCUUCCUGGAGAGGUUCAGCAACAGGAAGGUGAAACAGGGAGCCAGCGUCACCAUGUCUGUCCGAGUGGAAGGUUCUCCCACCCCAAUGGUGAUGUGGUUGAAAGAGGAGUCUGCUGAGGACGUGUUGUGGAUCAAGCCAGACACUAAGGGCUACAAGGUGGCCAGCUCUGGGCGCCAACACAGUCUCAUCCUGAUGGAUGUGGGCUCUAAGCAUGCAGGCACAUACACCUGCAUCGCCACCAACAAGGCCGGACAGUCCAUUUGCACUGCCCAAUUUGAAGUGGAGGAUGCACCACGACCAAAGGAAGAGACCACAAUCCCUCUGGGGAUUACUAUCAGCCCUCCAGACGAAGAUGUUGGCAGAGGAAAAAUGCAGUAUCUAGGUGAAGUUGGAACAGAAGAGUUCCUUAUGAAGCUCACCUCCCAGAUCACGGAAAUGGUAUCUGCCAAGAUCAGCCAAGCCUCACUACGUGUCCCGGGAGGCGAUAGUGACGACGAGACCAAGACACCCUCCGCCUCACCACACCACGGUCGCUCUCGCCCCGGCUCCAUUCUCGCUGACUCCUCCUCUGAGUCUGACGACCCUGAUGCCAGGGGAGAGAUGUUUGACAUCUAUGUGGCUACGGCUGACUACAACCCCACCAUCCCCAACAAAGAUACCAUUUCCCUGAAGGAGGGCCAGUAUGUUGAGGUUCUCGACUCGGCACAUCCACUCAAAUGGCUGGUCCGGACCAAACCCACCAAAACCACUCCAUCCCGCCAAGGCUGGGUCUCAUCUGCCUACCUGGAUAAAAAACUCAAGCUGUCUGAUGUUGCUGGUGACAUCCCAGAGGGAAGUGGAGAAGAGGUCUCAGAAGGAGAGUACAAGAAGAGACUACUCCAACUGAUUCAAGACCUGAUCAACAGCGAGGUAGAGUUUGUCAAAGAGAUGGACUUCUUCACUUCCCACCACGUCAAGCAAGUGGAGAGCCUUGACGCCCCAUCUGACGUCACCAGCCAGAAGGAGGCCAUAUUCAGGAACAUCAACGAGAUCAAGGCCUUCCAUAGCGAGUCCAUGCUCCCUAAGUUGAGCCACUGUGACACUGAUGACGACGUGGCCAUGCGCUUCCUGAGGAGUGGCGAGGGCUUUGAGAAAUACCUCCAGUACCUCGUAGGCCAGCAAAAGGCAGAGGCCGCUAUCAGUGACAAGACCGUACACCACUUCUUCAAGGAAUACACAGACAAAGAACAGGCCAGUGCCGACCCUGCUGAAGGUCCUGUACUGAGCAUUAACGCCUACCUACAGAAACCUCUGGACAGAAUCCAGAAUUACAAGGCCUUGCUCAAGGAGCUGAUCAGGAACAAGGCCAGGAACGGUCAGAACUGCUGCCUGCUGGAGGAGGCCUAUGCCAUGGUUUCAUCACUGCCUCAGCGUUCAGAGAACACACACCACGUCUCCAUGAUAGAGAACUACCCUGCCACUCUGGAUGUAUUGGGGGAGCCCAUCAGACAGGGACCCUUCAUGGUGUGGGAGGGUGCACCUGGGGUAAGGUCCUCUUCCAGAGGUCACCAUCGACACGCGUUCCUCUUCAAAAACUAUGUCAUCAUCUGCAAAUCCAAGAGAGACACCAACACAGACACCCAGGGCUACGUCUUUAAGAACAUGAUGAAGCUGAACAACAUAGAUGUGAAUGAGACAGUGGAGGGUGACGACCGGGCCUUUGAGAUCUGGCACGAGCGUGAGGACUCUGUCAGGAAGUACACCCUUCAGGCUCGCACCGUCAUCAUCAAGAACUCCUGGCUGCGAGACCUCAGGGAGCUGCAGCAGCGCUACACCAUGCCUGCCUGGAGUAUGCCUGACUUUGAUGAGCUUCUGGCUGACUGCACAGCGGAGCUGAGACAGACGGUGAAACUGGCCUGCAAGGUUACUGGAGUACCCAAACCUGUGGUCACCUGGUACAAGGACGGGCGUGCAGUGGAGGCCGACCCUCACCACAUCAUUAUCGAGGACCCUGACGGUUCCUGCACCCUGAUCCUGGACAACAUGACGGCUGAUGACUCUGGACAGUACAUGUGCUUCGCCACUAGCACAGCAGGCAACGCCAGCACCCUGGGAAAGAUCACUGUCCAAGUGCCACCUCGUUUCUUGAACAAGAUGAGGAAUGCUGUCUUAAUCGUUGGUGAGGAUGCUCAGUUUUCCUGCACCAUCCAGAGCGCCCCCAGACCCAAGAUCAGGUGGUUCAAGGAGGGCAGGCUGCUGACUGACCAGGAGAAGUAUCAGACCUACACUGAGUCCCGUAGUGGAGUCCUGGUGCUGGUCAUUAAAGGGCCUACGGAGAGAGACCUGGGACACUACGAGUGUGAGUUGUCCAAUCGACUGGGCAGUGCUAAAUGUGCAGUUGAUCUGUGCCUUCCUUCUGCUGUGGCUAGAAGAGGAGAGCAGGCGAUCACCAUCGAAGUCACUGAGCAGGAGACUAAAACACCAAAGAAAACCAUCAUCAUAGAGGAGACCAUAACUACGGUGGUGAAGAACACCCGUAUGAAGCGUCGCGGCAUGUCUCCAUCUGGGUUCAACCGCUCCCAAACCACCACCCCAGAUCUCCCCACCACCCCCACCGGCACGGCCAGGCAGAGGAGGCAGGUUUCUGCCAGCAGGAAGACCACCAUCCCCACCCUGUACGUCACGGAGCCCGAGGGAGGUGCUGGGGCCCGGGCCGCAGAGAAUAGGUGGGUGGAGGUAGAGGAAAUCAUUGAGUACAAGGUCAACAAGUCGCCCAGGCUAUCCAGGAGAAGAGGGGUCUCCCCAGCUGGGUCGGAGCGAGCGAACACCCCCUCCUUCACCCGGCCACGGAGGUCCCCGAACCCCAACACCAACAAUUCCAACAACAAGCUGGUAGAGCUGCAGAACUCCUCCGACCUGGAGGGGGCUCAGCCUAUAACCUGGGAUGAUGAUGAGGAGGAUGAGAACGUGGCUGGGUCCGAGGUCGCCCCUGGACUCAGUGGAGAGGCCUACGAGGUCUCCUCUGUUCUAAUCCCUAACCACCAUGAACAUGAUGAGGCCUGGCUAGAGGAGCAGCAAGAGGCCUUUGUCACAGAACCGGAUGAUGAUGAUGAUGAUGAUAACAUGGAACCUCCCAGGAAGCUGGAGCCUAAGACCCUGACCCAGGCCGGUCGCGUUCUCACCCUGGAGGACUUGGAGGACUAUGUUCCCAGGGAGGGGGAGACCUACGGCUCCUCCAACACCAGGCCCUCCCCUGCCGAGAGACCCUGUGAGAUCUCUGUGCUUCAGAGGGAGAUUGGGGGCUCUGUCGUGGGCCAGCCAGUGCUGCUCAAUGUGGGGAGGCCUGUGGUUGUGCCCAGGGGGAGGCGCAGCCCUGGCUUCUUCAGCCGCUUUAGAGAGUACCUCUCAGGCAGCAUGUUCUCCCUGGCUGCCCCCCACCACCACCACCCCAGCUUAGGCCACUCUAGAAGGGAGAGAGAGAUUCCCAUCCAGGUCAGCCACGCUAAGCAAGAGGUCAAGCCUGCAUACUGCUCUGAGGUGCAGAGAGUGGAGGGAGGGCAGCAGAGAUACAAAACCAAAGUCUACACGUCAGUGGGCAAGCCAGUCACUCUUCAGAUUAGCCAGAACCCAUAUCAAAACCAAUAACCUAGUGUGUGAAAAUCAGUUGCUUGAUUAAAACCAAGCAGAUUUUUGUUAAUUGGUGAUACGUACAAUAGCCGUUUUAGUCUUAAAUGGGAACAUUACUACUUAAGUGUUAAAAAGCAUAUUCUAACCUUGCAUUUUCUUGCAAAUGGGAGUAUCAUUCCAUUUUGAAGCAACCCAUCUGAAAGUCAAAUGCAGACACAGGAAGUCAGUUGUUUUGGUCAGACAAAGUCAUUUUUAAAGGACAAAACAUCAAAAGGGGGUUGGAUAUGUUGUUUAGGCUAAAUGAUUUCCGAACGCCAUUGUAUACUAUCCAGGCUUCAAUUUAUUGUUGCCUUGCUUGCCACAUAUUUGAUUAUUUGAUGUACAGAAAAAUAUAGAAUAAUUGCAAGUCUUGCAACAUGGACUGACACCAUUUGAAAGUUUAAAAAAUCCAUCUGCUUUACCCUCAGGUGACAGAUGUUUUGAAUGUCAACAUCUUGAUGUUAAACUUCUGUUCUGUAGGAGAACAUCAGUACAGUACUAUAUUUCUCUCUGUGUGUUGUCUCUGAAGUUUACUGAAGAAGGAAUAUCCACCUUGACUUGUAGCAUAUCAGUUUAUAAAUAGGCUAACUAACUCCUGUGAAAGGAAAAAAGUUUGUCUCGACAGUAACUUACCAAACCAAUGACUUCAGCAACAAAAUUGCUAGAGGUACAAAAGAAGUCUAAAAGAGCAUUGACUACCGACAUUGCUGGAUUGUGUGAAACAUUGACGAUGUUCUUUCAACUGCAGUCACUGUCUGCUUGAGAAUACAAGAAAGCCAGAUUAAAGACUGAUACAUGGAUCAUUGAGUUGUACUUCAGAUUGGGCUGUCCUGUCCUAUGGAGAAGUCUAGAAUUUUCUAAGAAUUUCUAGAUGGGCAGUUACAUGUUGUGCAGUGCUGAUGCUUUUACAUUAACUGUAUAUCAUUCACUUGUGGUGUGGACUGUGGAAUGAUAUAGGUCUAUGAUUGUGUUAUACAGGUCUCGUAUAAAGGGUCUCUGUUUACUUUAGGUUAUAUACAUCCAAAACAUAGACCUAUAUAGGAUAUUUCAUUUUGAACUGGGUCAUUUGUUUUAUGGAAAGGCACUUCAUUAUCAGUUUCUUGAGAGCAAUAAAGAGUAGAUUGACCUCAGAUAAUUAAGUAUUUGUGAUUACUUUAAGGUAAAAUGUAAUUAAUUAUAUUUAGAAAAGUGACAGCAUGUUAUGUAUUAGCUUUUUGAAAGCUGAUUUGCGUGUUUAUCUGAUUGACGUAAUUUAAUUAACACAAUUAACACAAAACACUGUAACGCCAGCGCGUUUUGGACUUCUGGGUAGAACCAUUGGAUUUUGUCUUUCUUCUGCAUCCGUAGAUGCCAACCAUUAGUCUGUGUAAUUAACGGGGGCUGAGCUAGAGCUGUGUUUGUGAGACAAGGGCGGAUCCCAAAGGGGCCCUAGGCUGGGUCUUUUUACAAAAACGUAUGUAGUCUGAAUGAUUUGAGCUACAAACUAUUCAAAGAUAUUUAUGAAAAGGUGAGGCUCUCACGAACACGUGCAUGUAACUAUGACGCUCAAAACCUACACAAGAGUCAUUAGAAGGUAAGGGGUUGUUCUACAUAGAAGAUCAUAGGAAAUCCCAGGACAUAGUGUCUAUAAUAAGCUCACGUAGUGGCUCUCACAAAAUCUUAACAGUUGUCAUUUCCCAGUGAGCAUACAAUUUCUGUACUUACAGCAUUCAUAUCAAUUCAUUUGGUCAGGAUUUUGCUUUGGCAGAUACUUUUUUUUUAUUGACAUUUGUCAAUAAAACUCAUGAACGCAACUGUUUUAUGUCAAAUAGUUUUGUGUUCUACUUGUAGCCCUGGUUGUCCUGAAAAGAACACUCCAUUGUGAGGCUAAAUAUAAGGUCUGGACAUGCCCUUAUAAUAAAUGAAAGUCAGAUACAUUAAAAGAUGAUUUUUGCUGGGGUCGCGGGACUGACAGGGUUAAUAUUAAUCUUGUCAUGUUCGGUUCAGGGGAGAGCAGUUACAUAGUUAGUAGUGAGCCAUUGUACACUGGAUUUAUUAACUUUGUUGCAAUAUAUUGUUUUAAAAAGUGAAUUACCACUUUCCAAAGUAAGAGUGAUGUUUUGUUUUAUGUUAUUUUAAACGUCUUGUAAAAGCAUUGAAUGUUUAACUUUGUAAGAAAUUCAACAUAAAUCACAUAUAGGUUUUGACUGCCUGCACAUGUUUAGUUAAGAGAAUUAAUAGUUAAUGGAUUUUUGGGAGGUUACUCCCAAGUGUUUAAUGCACCAAAAUAAUUAAAUUGCAACUGAUGAACUGA
Salvelinus sp. IW2-2015 is the source of this 17846-nucleotide messenger RNA. RefSeq names its product obscurin, cytoskeletal calmodulin and titin-interacting RhoGEF b (gene obscnb). The record is from RefSeq and is a predicted model, not a curated record. The transcript has 61 exons. Gene Ontology annotation, molecular function: protein binding; guanyl-nucleotide exchange factor activity. The coding region runs from base 212 to 15532 and encodes 5106 amino acids. NCBI's taxonomy places the organism in Eukaryota, Metazoa, Chordata, Actinopteri, Salmoniformes, Salmonidae.